This is a messenger RNA of Arabidopsis lyrata subsp. lyrata, 1808 nucleotides long. Its product is annotated as cytochrome P450 71B6. Gene Ontology annotation, molecular function: iron ion binding; monooxygenase activity; heme binding. The coding region runs from base 156 to 1667 and encodes 503 amino acids. The transcript is spliced from 2 exons. NCBI's taxonomy places the organism in Eukaryota, Viridiplantae, Streptophyta, Magnoliopsida, Brassicales, Brassicaceae. The record is from RefSeq and is a predicted model, not a curated record.
AUAAACUUUAUCUUUAGCAUAUGGUCUAAAAGUCUUUACACGAAAUUUAAUUAAAUAUUAAUCAACACAUACACGAUAUUAUUAACUUAUUUUCAUCUUUAUUAUGGUCACACAUACUACACAACCAACAAAAACUACGCAACAAUAACAACAAAAUGUCUCUUUUCUCCAUCCCCAUCUCCACUGAGUUGCUUCCAUGGCUUCUCCUACUUUUGAUUCCUCCACUUCUUAUCUUCUUUCUUCUUCGUUCCCCUAAAAAUCUUCCACCAGGUCCAUCAAGAUUACCUCUCUUAGGAAACAUCCACCAGCUCGGAUCUCUUCCUCACCGCACUCUCAGAGAUCUCUCUCUCAAAUAUGGCCCCGUCAUCACCGUCUAUCUCGGAAGCGUCCGGACGGUGGUUGUACACUCUCCGGAGACGGCGGAGGAAGUUCUAAAACUUCAUGACUCCGAGUGUUGUACUCGUCCAAAGCUUUCUAUCACCAAAAGCUUUUUCUACGAUGGACUUGGUCUAGGGUUUACUCAGUGGGGUGAUUACUACAGAGAUGUACGUAAACUCUGUGUUCUUGAACUUUUUUCCGUUAAACGAGCUAGCUCGUUUAGGAACUUGAGAGAGGAGGAGCUGAGUCGACUCGUUGACUCGUUAUCUGACUCAGCGGCGUCUGGAUCUUCCGUUGAUCUUACCGCGAAGUUGGCCAAGUUCGUCGCGAGCUUUACGUGUCGAAUGGCGUUUGGAUUGAGUUUUCAAGGAAGUGGAAUUGAUAACGAGAGGUUUAUGGAGGUGUUCACGGAGGCGAACAGAGUCAUCGGAAAAAUCGCGGCGGCGGAUAUUUUCCCUGGGUUUGGUUGGAUCUUGGAUCGGAUCAAUGGUCUUGAUUCUAGCCGGAGGAAGAGUUUUCAAGAUCUUGAUACGUUUUACCAGAAAGCUAUUGUUGAUCAUCGAGAAAAGAAGAAAACUGAAGACCGUGAAGAUUUGAUUGACGUCUUGCUCAAGUUACAGAGUCAAGAAACCAAACUUGGUUCUUCAAGAAUCACUGAUACACAUAUCAGAGCUAUUCUUAUGGAUUUGUUUGUAGCAGGAGUAGACACAUCUGUUAUCACUAUGGAUUGGACAUUGGCAGAGCUUGCAAGACAUCCAAGAGUGAUGAAGAAAGUACAAGCCGAGAUUCGUGAACUUGUAGGAGACAAAGGGAUAGUCACGUAUGAUGAUCUUGAGGGUCUAGUCUACAUGAAAAUGGUGCUCAAGGAGACUUGGAGAUUACACGCACCUAGUCCGAUUCUGAUUCCAAGAGAAGCAAUGACCAACUUCAAGAUCAAGGGUUAUGACAUUUACCCUGGAACGCGUAUUCAUGUCAAUGCUUGGGCGAUUGGGCGUAACCCUGAUGUAUGGAAGGAUCCUGAUGAGUUUAUCCCAGAGAGAUUUGUGGAUAGCAAUGUGGAUACUAAAGGGACAAGUUUCGAGCUAUUACCGUUUGGGAGUGGACGAAGAGGUUGUCCUGCGAUGUACAUGGGAUUAAGUACGGUGGAGUACACACUGGCGAAUCUUUUGUAUCAUUUUGAUUGGAAAGCGACGGAGGAAGUGAGUAUUGAAGAAGCACCUGGUCUCACUAGCCAUAGGAAGCAUCCUCUUCACCUUGUUCCAGUUAGUGUCAUCAACCGCAAGCUUUAGUUUGGGAAUGCAAAACGCAAUUUGCAAUGAAUAAGGAUUAAUAAAGUUUCCCUUGUUGAAUCUUCGAUGCUUUUGGCUGAAUAAAUUUAUGUUUAGCUUCCAAACAAUAAUUUUACAUUAAUAAAAAUGUUUGGCUUAUUA